UUUUUCGUAGGGGUUUUGGCUUUUCGUUUUAUUAGUUAGGAAAGUCGCUAAUGGUUAUUAUUUAUCAUUAAUACAGUAAUAGCUUGUUCUAAGAGUUAAUACACGAUAAGUGUAUUAUAGGAUGUGAAUUAGUAGUGAAAAAUAUAGGCUGAAAUAGCUUUAACUGACCAAAAUGCCGCUACAAAACACCGGAAAAUUAGUGAAGGAGAAAGACUGGUCUAAAAACGAAGAUGGUGCGGCAAAAAGACUGGAACAAGCGAAAUUAUCUGAAGAGAUGGACGAGAGAUACGGCUAUAAGAAAUUAUCUGUUCCGUGUGAGAAGCUGGGGUGGCUGAUAAACAUGUGUGAAGCAGAUAUCUUGGAUGAAGAUAAGAAAAUGAUCAGUGCAGUGGAUUUCUAUUUCUUACAGGAUGACGGUGAACGAUUCAAAGUAUCUGUUCCUUUCAAGCCAUAUUUUUACGUUUUGACAAAACGUGGGACAGAAAAAGAAGUCAUUUCAUUUCUGCAGCGAAAAUUCCCGAAAAUUUUUUCCAUCGAAAUUAAGAAAAAAGAAGAUUUGGAUCUACAGAAUCAUUUAGUUGGAUUAAAACAAACUUAUUUAAAAUUAUCAUUCAUGCACGUCGACGAUUUAUCAAGCGUGAGGCAAAUUAUCCAACGGGCGGUGAACCGUAACAAACAGCGAGAAAAAGGACAUUCUGCGUAUGUUGAAAUGCUUACUAGCACACUCGCUGGAGAAAAAGUGUCCGAAACUUCAAGUGAUAGAUCUAAAACGCUGGUUGACCAGUUGGAUAACUUACUUGACAUACGCGAACAUGACGUUACUUACUAUGUUCGAGUUUCAAUUGAUUUGAAAAUCCACGUUGGUCUGUGGUACUCCGUUCAAUUUAAAGGAAGCUCUAUUCCACCCGUGAUAACCAAACGAAACGAUUUAUUAGAGCGACCAGACCCGGUUGUAUUAGCGUACGAUAUUGAAACGACGAAAUUGCCGUUAAAAUUCCCUGAUCCUGAUACUGACUGUAUUAUGAUGAUUUCUUAUAUGAUAGACGGACAAGGAUAUUUGAUCUGUAACCGAGAAAUAAUCUCUGCCGACGUAGAGGACUUUGAAUUCACACCCAAACCAGAAUAUGAGGGGAAAUUCGAAGUUUUUAAUGAACCUGACGAGAUUUCAACGUUGCAUCGUUUUUUCGAUCAUAUUUUAGACGUUAAGCCACAUUUAUUUGUGACAUAUAAUGGGGAUUUCUUUGACUGGCCAUUCGUGGAAGCGCGGGCUCUAAAGCACGGAAUUGAAAUGAUAAAAGAGAUUGGAUUCAGUAAAGACUCUCAAGGAGAGUAUAAAUGCCGCCAAGCGUCACACAUGGACGCUUUUAAAUGGGUAAAAAGAGACAGUUAUUUACCGAUGGGAUCACAAAGUCUAAAAGCGGCAGCAAAAGCGAAACUUCGUUACGACCCAGUAGAAUUAGACCCAGAAGAUAUGUGUCGCUUAGCGAGCGAAGAACCACAAACAAUGGCUAAUUAUUCAGUGUCGGACGCAGUUGCAACUUACUACCUUUACAUGAAGUAUGUUCAUCCUUUUAUAUUUGCGCUUUGUACUAUUAUCCCUAUGGAUCCGGACUCUGUGCUGCGAAAAGGAUCUGGAACUUUAUGUGAAGCUCUUCUCAUGGUUCAGGCAUUUGAUGUGAAUAUUAUAUUCCCAAACAGACAAGAGUCAACGUUGAACAAACAGACAAACGACGGACAUGUGUUGGACUCGGAAACGUAUGUUGGGGGUCAUGUCGAAGCUAUUGAAAGUGGGGUCUUUCGAGCUGAUAUCCCUUGUCGCUUUUUAGGCGACCCAGGGGGGUAUAAUUUUCUACAUGGGGAGGUUGAAAAAACUAUAAAAUUUUGCAUCGAAGUCGAAGAAAAUAUUCCGUUAUCCGAAGUUACGAAUUAUGAAGAAGUUUGUCGGGAUAUUAAAUCAAAAUUAAUUGAUUUGCGGGACAAUCCCGCUAGAAUUGAGAACCCGAUCAUUUACCAUCUCGACGUUGGAGCUAUGUAUCCGAAUAUCAUUCUAACGAAUCGUUUACAGCCUUCAGCGAUGGUUGACGAUGAAACCUGUGCGGCUUGUGAUUUCAACAAACCUGGUGCUACAUGCCAACGUUCCAUGCCAUGGAUGUGGCGUGGGGAAUAUAUGCCCGCCACUAGGAGUGAAUUUCAUCGCAUUCAACAACAAUUAGAAACUGAAAAAUUUCCGUCAUUUUUUCCCGGUGGGAAACCUCGAGCUUUCCAUGAAUUAAAUAAAAUUGAGAGAGCAGAACAAGAGAAAAAACGUCUUCAGGAAUACUGUCGAAUCGCUUACAAGAAAACCAAAAUCAGCCGAAUUGAAGAGCGCUACACUACGAUUUGCCAGCGUGAGAAUUCAUUUUACGUCGACACUGUACGUAUGUUUCGUGAUCGUCGUUAUGAGUUUAAAGCCGCGCUGAAAAAAGCGAAAAAGCAAGUUAGUGAUGCUGUAGCAAGCGGAGACGCUUCGGAAAUAAAAGCCGCAAAAGGGCUUGAGGUUUUAUACGAUUCCUUACAACUUGCUCACAAAUGUAUUUUGAAUUCAUUUUAUGGGUAUGUAAUGCGAAAAGGGGCACGAUGGUACUCAAUGGAAAUGGCUGGCAUUGUCUGCUAUACCGGUGCAAGCAUUAUCACAAAAGCUAGAGAAAUCGUUGAAAAAAUUGGACGACCUCUUGAGUUGGACACAGACGGUAUUUGGUGCGUUCUACCAGCCAGUUUUCCUGAGAAUUAUGUUAUACAUACAACGAACCCAAAAAAGCCUAAAGUUACAAUCUCUUACCCUGGAGCUAUGCUAAACGUUAUGGUGAAAGAUGAAUACACAAAUCACCAGUAUCAAGAACUUACUGAUCCUGCGACAUUGACAUACACACAACAAAGCGAAAAUUCAAUAUUUUUCGAAGUCGAUGGACCGUAUCUUGCCAUGAUUCUGCCAGCUUCUAAAGAAGAAGGAAAAAAAUUGAAAAAACGUUAUGCUGUUUUUAAUUUUGACGGAUCUUUAGCAGAAUUGAAAGGUUUCGAAGUUAAACGCAGGGGGGAACUGCAAUUAAUCAAAAUUUUUCAGUCCUCGGUUUUUGAGGCUUUUUUACGUGGGGGAACACUCGAGGAGGUUUAUGCUUCAGUGGCUAAAGUUGCAGAUUACUGGCUCGACGUGCUGUACAGUAAAGCAGACAAUAUGCCAGAUUCCGAACUUUUCGAUUUAAUCACGGAAAACCGGUCUAUGUCGAAAAAACUCGAGGAAUAUGGAGCGCAAAAAUCGACCUCAAUCAGUACAGCAAAAAGACUUGCGGAGUUUCUCGGAGAUCAGAUGGUGAAAGAUUCAGGUCUGUCGUGUCGUUUUAUUAUUUCGAAGAAACCAGAAGGCGCACCAGUCACGGAACGGGCGAUCCCGCUUGCAAUUUUUCAGUCGGAACAAAGUGUGAAGCGACACUACCUUCGCCGCUGGACGAAAACUUCAAAUUUGACUGAUUUUGAUAUUCGUAGCAUUUUAGACUGGGGGUAUUAUAUAGAACGGCUCGGAAACACGAUACAAAAAAUUAUCACGAUUCCUGCGGCUUUACAGGGGGUUCCGAACCCCGUUCCGAGAGUGCGUCAUCCCGAUUGGCUACAUAAACGAUUGAUGGAAAAAAACGACGUUUUCAAACAAAAACGAAUCACUGAUAUGUUUUCUGUUUUGCCGAAAAAACGGCCAAGAAGCGAAGACGGCUCUGAUUCAGGUCAAUCAGACGGAAACAAAGAGAAUGGGAUGGAUAUAGAGGAUUUUGGGAAGAAAACGAAUGAAAAGAAAGGAAUCCAAGCUACUGUUUCCGCUAAAAAAAGAAAAAUUGAUCAAGAAAAUGAAGAUCUUAAAAAAUCAUGGAGGGAAUUAUUAGGACCUGCACCAAGUAACGAGUUUUUAUUGAAAGGAACGAAAAGCCAGCACCAGGAGUGGAUAGACUACCAUAAAAAGAAGUGGAAACACCAAGCAAACCAGCGGAAAGCAAGUUUAAAAAUGAGUGACACAUUAAUUGAGUCACAACGUAACACUCGGCAACCAACAUCAGGUCUUACUGGUUUUAUGCGGCAACAUACUCAAACUUUACUUAAUUCGACAUGGCAGAUAGUGCAAAUGGUACCCACAGACCAUCCUGGCCAGUUUCGUGUGUUUACCCUCAUUGGUAACACUUUACAUACAUUAAAAUUAAACGUACCGAGAGUUUUUUAUGUGAACCAACGAACGUUGAAGGAAGGAAAAAGCGAGAUUUGGCGAAAAGUCAACCGCUUGCUACCAAGAUCAUCACCUCUGUUAAAUUUGUAUGAAUAUCAAAUCCCAGAGUCGGAGUAUCAAAAACACCGACACGCGAUUCGUCUCGAACUUUCAGGUUCUCAUAUUGAGGGCGUUUACGAGCUACAAGUGCCGCUUGAUUUCAGAGCGCUUGUAAAUUUAGGGUCCAUGUGUUCUGUGAAACGUAGCGAAGUCAAAAAACUUCACGAUACGGAUACAUUUGAAAUGGACCAAUUAGAAAUGAGAACUAGCAAUGUUGAGUACCUAGAGAAAGACUCUAUGAAACAAAUUUAUCUUUAUCAGCACGUUUCUGGCGCUAAACAAAUGGUCGGGUUAUUUUUACCGACGACAAAAAAGUGUUUUAUAUUUGUUGUUGACACAGUACGUACAAAUGCAAUGCCAAACAUGCAAUCGUUGUACAAGUCAGAACAUGCUGCAAUUUUAUCGUCAGCACAAGACAUGGAAUUACCCCCGACUGAUUAUACAUUCGAGAUCAGGAUUGAAAAGGACGUUAAAAAUAUGUACUCAGCGCUGCAACGGCAUAUUUCAACGUACAAAAACGAGCACCAUGGGCCAACUUUAAUUGCAUUUCAGUCUCAACUUUCUGUUACUAAAAUAUCGAGUCUUAUACCAGCCGUGAGAGAAUUUCCCAUAAUUCCAUUGCAUAAUAAAGACCCCGAGAAUUUAUAUGCAGUUUUGGAAUGGCAACGUGUUGGAGCACGGCGAUUGGUUCAACAAUUUUUAAACCUGGGUACUCUAUUGGACCAGUUACUAAAAUAUAGCCGAUAUUUUUGCGUUCCCGUCGGUAAUCUGCCACUGGACCCAAGCCUGUUUGUAGCGGAUUUAACUUUCGCAAGAUAUUUACUGAAGCAUAACCAUGUCCUGUGGUGUUCUGCGACAGAAAAACCAGAUCUAGGAGGAAAGGAAGCGUUCGACAAUAAGUUAGGAACGGAUAAUUCGAAUAGUACAGUUGAGGUGAACACCAGUGGAGCGUAUCCCAGCGUUUGUAUCGAAUUAGAAAUCUCGUCUUUAGCUGUGAACACGAUUAUCCAAUCACAUCGCGUUAAUGAUGUCGACGGGGGCGUGAGUGCAGGCGUGAGUUUCGACGUAAUUCAACAAUCUUCGCUCGAAGAUAUGAUAAGCGGACAGAAUUCUGCGUUGAAUUCGCUUGCUAGUGAUGACGAUACUGUUUUGUGUUCAACUACAUUCAGGAUCUUAAAGUCAAUGGUACAAGGUUGGCUUCGGGACGUGUCUGUACAUCGAAACGAGCUUGCUGAUUUCCAACUUGUGCAUUUCUAUCGAUGGUUGGGUUGUCGUUCUUCUCUACUUUUCGACCGUGCGUUGCAUAAAACUCUACAAAACAUGAUGCGUAAAGUUUUUUUGCAGUUGAUCUCUGAGUUUAAGCGAUUGGGAUCUAAAAUCGUGUACGCAGAUUUUAGCCGAGUCAUUGUUUGCACAAAGAAACGCUCUGUCACAGAUGCAGUGGCGUAUAUCAGCUACAUAGCAUCGUCUAUCACAUCUAAAGAUUUAUACCAUUCCAUAGAUCUUUCUAUCGUGCAAGCUUGGGAGUACUUACUAUGGCUUGACCACACUAAUUUUGCCGGGGUUAAAGGUCAAAUGGAAGAAAACGAGGACAAAAUGGACGAUAGUUCGAUCAGCGUUAGCAGUAAAAAAGAUAAUUCCGAUAAUUCAACGGAGCCGCAGAAUAAAUCUAUCCGCUUCGACGAAAGUUUGAUAAAUGAAAGUGGGGAAGAAAAUCCAACACAAGGUGGCGAUGUUGUUGAAAUGAAUUUUAGUCUCGUAAAAUAUCUCCCUCAUGCUGCCGCAAUUCAGACUAGCUUUGAAAUGAUUAUUGGGGGGUACAUUUCAAUGAUCCAUCGCGAAACAAAACUUGAAAGAACAAAAUACCUCCCUGGACAGACUCCUGUUGUUCGAAGGGGGGACACGCAGUCGCAAGAAGAAAAAGGGGGAAAAUCAAAAAUCAUUCCAAGCGACCCUUCCAUUACGGAACAUAUUGUGACUUUCUCACAGGAGUUAAUAACAGGAGAACUAACUCAACAAAUUCUGAGUAUCGUCCAAAAAAUGGCGAAAAAAUUAGGCUCGGACCCAGUAAGUGGAAGCAAAAUGUUCCCUAUUUUACCUGGGUCUCAUCUUUCUCUCACAAAUCCGACGUUGGAAUUCGUUAAAUCGGCGUGCAAAGUUUUGUUGCUCGAUUCUCACGUAUCGACGCAAGUUCAACAUCUGAAGCGGAAUUUAUUAAAACUUAUCGGAGUCGGAGAAUUUUCGUCGUCUGCAGAAUGGAACGAUCCGUGUGCUUCGUUUGUUUUGGGUGAAGUCGUUUGUGUUACGUGCAACCACUGUCGUGAUUUAGAUUUAUGUCGUGAAUACCAGACACUAGAUGGCCAAGAAAAAAUUGUGUGGAUGUGCGAGUCUUGCGGAACAGCGUACGAUAUUUCAUGGAUCGAGAAUCGACUUAUUGAAAGUUUGCAAAGCCAAGCAGCAAGUCACGUUUUGCAGGAUCUAUCGUGCAAAAAAUGUAAUGGAAUAAAACAAGGAAAUUUAUCGAGAUAUUGCGAAUGUGCCGGAGAUUUUGAAGUAACGAUACCGGUGUCGAAGUUCACAAAUACAAUCAAAAUAUUUCAGAAUAUUGCCGAGCACGCAGGAAUGCCUUUGUUACUAGAAACUGUGAAAUGGUUUUCUGAGUACAUGUGAACAUUAAGUGACAAGUACAUGCUAAGAGCGUGGGUUUCUAACUUUUUUUCAACUCUUCAUUCCUCCUCAACUAGGCACACUAACUCUUCUUUUGGCAUUGGAGGGAUUCCUCUCUAGUUGGAAAAUGUGCUAAGGAGUGUAUAAUAGGUCUGGGAAUCUUUUUGUUAUUAUUUAUGUGUGAUGUUAAUUAUACUACGCCCUUGAUAUUAACAUCGUUUAAUACGUCAGUUUUGCGUGAGUGAUGGACCGACUAGUGGUUGGAGUGUUUUUUCAAAAUUUUCCAUCCCGGGUAUGUAUUUAUAUAUAGUUGAAGUGUUAUGAACUGUUGGGUAAAUCAGGGCUUCUAAAAAAGGUUUGCUCCAAUGCAGCCUGUGAAGAGGUUGGCUAUUAUUUGCAGAAUUGUGUAGUUGACUAUUAUGAAUUUGUCUGGUGGCCACCACUCUCUAUUGUAACUUUAAUAUGACACAAACACUGCCUUUUUUAUGUAAUAAUACUGCUACUUUGCUAAAAUUUUUGUAUUUUUUCUGGAUAGCUCACAUAGUCUAUCGCUCUAGUUACAUAGCAAACUGGAAUUUCAGUGCUUGUCUGACUUUAUAAAUACAUUCAAAAUUUGAAGGCAGCAAAUUGUCUGUGCAAUGGCUUAGUUAUUGAGGAGUCAAGAUAAAAAUGUCAAAUACAUAACACUGGCUAUUUCAUUUGCUUUUCACUGGAUUUGCAUGUAUUACUAUGAAAUAGGCUAGGCGGCUAUCACUCUUUAACUUUGAUAUGACUGAAACACUGCCCUUUUUUAAUAUUUAUAUUGCUAUUUUGCUGAAAUUUUCAUAAUUUUUUUUUUUUGAAACAUGAUUUGAAUAGAGAUUUUGACCACCAGUGGGAGCAAGACUGAGCCCUUUAUUAUUCUUGUGUUGAAUAUUUGAAUUACAGUUCAUAUUGUUCCUGUAUUUUGGCUUUUUACAUUUUUACUGACGCUGAAAAAUUUU
Styela clava is the source of this 7992-nucleotide messenger RNA. RefSeq names its product DNA polymerase epsilon catalytic subunit A-like. Gene Ontology annotation, cellular component: nucleus; epsilon DNA polymerase complex. The record is from RefSeq and is a predicted model, not a curated record. Gene Ontology annotation, biological process: base-excision repair, gap-filling; mitotic cell cycle; DNA replication. Gene Ontology annotation, molecular function: DNA-directed DNA polymerase activity; single-stranded DNA 3'-5' DNA exonuclease activity; nucleotide binding. NCBI's taxonomy places the organism in Eukaryota, Metazoa, Chordata, Ascidiacea, Stolidobranchia, Styelidae.